UUAUGUAGUAUAUAAACGAAGGGCUAUGCUUUCUUUUUUGCAUCAACCACAAUUAAGUGUACACACUUCCUAGGGAAGGUAACCAGAAGCUUUUUUAGAAAGCUUCACCAUGGCGAUGUCAGGAACAUACGUGACCGAGGUUCCUCUUAAGGGGUCGGCGAAGAGUCACUACAAGAGGUGGAGGAGCGAAAAUCACCUCUUCCCAGAUGCUGUCGGCCAUCAUAUCCAAGGUGUCUUCGUCCACGAAGGCGACUGGGACUCCCACGGCGCCAUCAAGUCCUGGAACUAUACAUGCGAUGGGAAGCAAGAGGUGUUCAAGGAGAAGAGAGAGUUUGACGACGACAAGAUGGCGGUGACGUUAAGAGGGCUUGAGGGUCACGUGAUGGAGCAGCUUAAGGUGUAUGACGUCAUCUUCCAGUUCAUCCCCAAGACUGAGAAAGGCUGCGUCUGCAAGGUCACUAUGAUAUGGGAGAAGCGCAACGAAGACUCGCCUGAACCCAUCAACUACAUGAAAUUCGCCAAGAGCUUGGCUGCUGACAUGGAUGACCACAUUCUCAAGAACGAGAAGGGGGCUUGAUUAUCAUCUAUCGUGACGAAUAUAAAAUGUAGUUUCGUGUCUGUCACAUAAUCAUCCGCCUACCUCCUUUUCUUUUUGUACAUUUUAUGUUGAUAAUAAUGGCGGUCUUGUAUGCUCAAAAAAAUAAUGGCGGUCUUGUAUGCUGAUAUAUAUGUGUGCCUUUCAUGAUAA
Raphanus sativus (radish) is the source of this 748-nucleotide messenger RNA. Its product is annotated as MLP-like protein 328. Gene Ontology annotation, biological process: defense response. The transcript is spliced from 2 exons. The record is from RefSeq and is a predicted model, not a curated record. The coding region runs from base 110 to 577 and encodes 155 amino acids. Lineage: Eukaryota; Viridiplantae; Streptophyta; Magnoliopsida; Brassicales; Brassicaceae.